Sporothrix brasiliensis 5110 is the source of this 537-nucleotide messenger RNA. RefSeq names its product pterin-4-alpha-carbinolamine dehydratase. Bases 1 to 537 code for a protein of 178 amino acids. Gene Ontology annotation, biological process: tetrahydrobiopterin biosynthetic process. Gene Ontology annotation, molecular function: 4-alpha-hydroxytetrahydrobiopterin dehydratase activity. NCBI's taxonomy places the organism in Eukaryota, Fungi, Ascomycota, Sordariomycetes, Ophiostomatales, Ophiostomataceae. The transcript is spliced from 3 exons. The record is from RefSeq and is a predicted model, not a curated record.
AUGACGGGUGCACGGCAUCCCCAGAUCGUGGGCAAGACGGAAGCCGACGAGGCCGCGGUCCGGACGGCACUGGAGACGUUGGUUGCGGUCGACGGCGCGGCACAGUCGCCUGGUGCUGGCCGGUGGGCCGUGACAGCCAAUGGCCUGGGCAUCGAGCGCUCCUUUAAGUUUAAGAACUUUACCAAGACUUGGGACUUUAUGACGGCCGUGGCACUGCAGUCCAAGCUCAAGAAUCACCAUCCGGAGUGGUCGAAUGUCUACAACACGACGUUCAUCCGGUGGACGACCCAUAACCCUGGCCCUGGUUUGGCUCCUGGCCUGACUGUCAAGGACACUGAGCUGGCCGUGCUGUGCGACGAGCUCGCCCGCGCCUUUGGCGAAGUGGCUGAGGCACCCGCUCCGGAAGCGAAGGAGGCGAAGCCGGCCACUGCAACCGCUGCAGAGCCGACCUCGGUGGACAACGCGGCGGACACACUCUCAAGCCUGGCCAACAGCGCGGCAGGCGUAGCCAGCUGUGACUGCACCACGCGCAGCUGA